Messenger RNA from Sceloporus undulatus (fence lizard), 7357 nucleotides. RefSeq names its product MCC regulator of WNT signaling pathway (gene MCC). Gene Ontology annotation, cellular component: cytoplasm. The record is from RefSeq and is a predicted model, not a curated record. The coding region runs from base 46 to 3126 and encodes 1026 amino acids. Gene Ontology annotation, biological process: negative regulation of canonical Wnt signaling pathway. NCBI's taxonomy places the organism in Eukaryota, Metazoa, Chordata, Lepidosauria, Squamata, Phrynosomatidae. Gene Ontology annotation, molecular function: calcium ion binding. The transcript is spliced from 19 exons.
CUACGCACAGAGAGAGGGAGAGUGUUAGAGGGAGCCGUUGGGCGCAUGAUGGCGUCGGCGGCCGCCCCGGCGAUAGUGGCCAGCCUGAGCAGCCCCGCCAGCGGCGGCAGCAGCAGCAGCAACAACACUGGCAGCACUAGCAGCAGCAGCAGCAGCGCCACUUCCAGCACCGGCGAGGAGGAGCGGCUGAGGCGCCUCUUCCAGACCUGCGACGGCGACGGCGACGGAUACAUCAGCAGGAAUGAUUUGCUUAUGGUGUGUCGCCAACUGAACAUGGAGGAGUCUGUGGCAGAGAUAAUGCAGCAGCUUGGUGCGGAUGAAAAUGGGAAAAUCUCCUUUCAGGAUUUUACACGAUGUCGUAUGCAGCUUGUGCGAGAAAUCAGGAAGGAAGAAGUGGAACUUUCUGUGAAAUCUGGUGAUUCUUUUAAAAAGAAAACACUGAAGGACAGAAUAGCUUCCUGGCCAACAAGUAGUGAUAACAGUUUGGGUGCUCUUUCAGGAGCUCGAGAGAGUUGGGAAUAUGAUUCUGGAGCCAGAGAUCUUCAAAGUCCUGACUUGCACAGUCGUUCAACUCUACAAAAACUCUUUGAAUAUGGGGGCAAUGUCAUGAAUCAACAAGUUGCAUUGCAGAGACUACUUACACAAGCUUCCAGCCUAAGCAGUUCAGUUGGAGGAAGUUAUUUGGAACUUGCUAACACACUCCAUUUAGCAGCACUGGCAUCUCUGAAGGGAGACAUCGUUGAACUUAAUAAACGCCUACAGCAAACAGAACGAGAGAGGGAUCUGUUGGAAAAGACAUUGGCAAAGGCACAGUGUGAACAGUCCCACCUAAUGAGAGAGCAUGAAGAUGUGCAAGAGCGGACAACGCUUCGCUACGAGGAACGAAUCACAGAGCUCCAUAGUAUUAUUGCUGAGCUAAAUAAGAAAAUCGAUCGACUGCAAGGAACUACUAUAAGGGAAGAAGAUGAGUAUUCAGAAUUGCGGUCAGAACUUAGUCAUAGCCAGCAUGAGGUCAAUGAAGAUUCGCACAGCAUGGACCAAGAUCAGACUUCUGUUUCUGUCCCAGAGAACCAGUCAACUAUGGUCACAGCUGACAUGGAUACCUGCAGUGACUUGAACUCUGAGCUGCAGCGGGUGCUGACAGGACUGGAGAAUGUUGUCUGUGGGAGGAAGAAGAGCAGCUGCAGUUUGUCUGUGGCAGAUGUGGACAGACACAUUGAACAACUCACCACUGCCAGUGAACACUGUGACUUAGCCAUUAAGACAGUUGAAGAGAUUGAAGGUGUACUAGGACGGGACCUGUAUCCAAAUCUGGCUGAAGAGAGGUCUCGAUGGGAAAAGGAACUGGCAGGCUUGAGGGAAGAGAAUGAAAGCCUGACAGCAAUGCUGUGCAGCAAGGAGGAGGAGCUAAAUAGGACCAAGGCUACUAUGAAUGCAAUCCGGGAAGAACGAGACAGGUUACGUAGAAGGGUUCGAGAACUGCAAACUCGUUUACAAAGUGUCCAGGCAACUGGUCCAUCGAGUCCAGGUCGUCUCACUCCUGCAAACCGUCCUAUUAACCCAAGCACUGGAGAGCUGAGCACAAGCAGCAGCAGUAAUGACAUUCCCAUUGCUAAGAUUGCUGAGCGAGUAAAGCUCUCAAAGACAAGGUCAGAAUCUUCAACGUCUGACCGUCCUGUCCUGGGAUCAGAAAUCAGCAGCAUAGGGGUAUCCAGCAGUGUGGCAGAACAUCUUGCACACUCUCUUCAAGAUUGUUCCAACAUCCAAGAAAUUUUCCAGACACUUUACUCACAUGGUUCUGCUAUCUCUGAAAGUAAAAUUCGAGAAUUUGAAGUGGAAACUGAACGAUUAAACAGCCGCAUUGAGCACUUAAAAUCACAGAAUGAUUUAUUGACAAUAACUCUGGAAGAGUGCAAGAGCAAUGCUGAAAGGAUGAGUAUGUUGGUUGGAAAAUAUGAAUCCAAUGCCACAGCCCUCAGGCUUGCAUUGCAAUACAGUGAACAGUGCAUUGAAGCCUACGAGCUCCUACUAGCAUUGGCAGAAAGUGAACAGUCUCUCAUUCUUGGGCAAUUCAGAGCUGCAGGUGUUGGGUCGGUUGGGGACCAGCCAGGUGAUGAAAACAUCACCCAGAUGCUGAAAAGAGCCCACGACUGUAGGAAGACAGCUGAAAAUGCAGCCAAAGCCCUGCUAAUGAAAUUGGAUGGUAGCUGUGGAGGAGCCUAUGCUGUCACUGGCUGCAGUGUACAGCCCUGGGAGAGCCUAUCAUCCAACAGUCACACCAGCACAACUAGUUCGACAGCAAGCAGUUGUGAUACUGAAUUCACAAAGGAGGAUGAACAGAGGCUGAAGGACUACAUUCAGCAACUGAAAAAUGACAGGGCAGCUGUUAAACUGACUAUGUUAGAGCUGGAGAGCAUCCAUAUUGAUCCCCUCAGUUAUGAUGUCAAGCCACGUGGAGACAGUCAAAGGCUGGAUCUAGAAAAUGCUGUACUCAUGCAGGAGCUCAUGGCAAUGAAGGAGGAAAUGGCAGAGCUGAAGGCACAGCUGUACUUGCUAGAAAAAGAAAAAAAAGCCCUAGAGCUGAAGCUUAGCAGUCGAGAAGCUCAAGAACAAGCCUAUCUGGUACACAUUGAGCACCUGAAGUCUGAAGUGGAAGAGCAAAAGGAACAAAGGAUGAGAUCUCUCAGCUCAGCUAGUAGCAGCAGUAAAGAGAAGUCAAGUAAGGAGUGCACAGAUGGCACCGCAUCAUCAUUAACACUAGCUGAGUUGAAGCCCUAUAGUGAAAGUGAACUCACUACAGAACUGGCAAAUGCACUUAGACGAGAAAAGAAACUGAAAGCCAGAGUGCAGGAGCUGGUGAGUGCCUUAGAACGACUGACAAAGAGCAGUGAAAUCCGGCACCAGCAAUCCGCAGAGUUUGUGAAUGACUUGAAAAGAGCAAACAGUAACCUUGUGGCAGCUUAUGAGAAAGCAAAGAAGAAGCAUCAAAAUAAACUGAAGAAACUGGAAUCCCAAAUGAUGGCUAUGGUUGAAAGGCAUGAGACUCAAGUGAGAAUGCUCAAACAAAGAAUUGCUUUGUUAGAAGAAGAGAACUCGAGACCUCAUACCAAUGAAACGUCACUUUAAGAGGGAUUAAAUAAAAAAGAAUCCAUGUGCCAUUGCAAAUAUGAGUCCCUGCAGGACUCACUGUAGGUGGUGGGUGCAGGAGACCAGAGACAACCUGGGCCAAGUUGGAAGACAGUGCAUUAGAGAGCAGUUUUGGCUUUGACAAUAUGCAAUCAUGAGCAGGAGCCAAAAGGAAAGUGAGGCUUUUGGGAUGGUUGUGCAUAAUCAGUGCCUGAUGUUUAAAUGUACUGUAUCUGUUUAUCAAGGUUCUAUGUAAUUAUUUUGUUCCCGUUGCAGAUUUCCCUUUUUCCUUCUCCCCAGCUUGUAUGAGUAAGAACAUUUGUGUCUUCAUCAAAUAAUUUCUUCUCAGUCCACCAAUAGUCUUGAGGGAAUGAUCAAAUUCCACUGCACAGGUAGCUUUCAUCUAGAUCAUAGCAUUUCUUCUUUUCGCCUCCUUUCAGUCGUUCAUCUUUUUUAGGCUGACAGUGCACAGCCAUUCACCAUACAGAUAUCCAUUCAUUUAUUGAUAGCUGGUCUAGGGUUAUAGAGUGAGCUAAGAAUUAGCACUGUCCUGUAAGUGGCCUCUAGGGAAGCAUGGGUUAAUUUCAUGCCUCUCCAGCUGACUGGAGACAACAGCAUGCAGCUAGUGCUCCAAGCAAGGUCAUGCCAUUCCACAACCAGCCUGUUUCAAAUUUUAAAACACAUUUGCAACAGCUGCUGCUUUUCUGAAACCUACAAUUUAGGGGCUCCUUCCAAUUCUCCUGCAUAUUGCUUCUAGUCCCAAUAUGCGGGGGGGGGGGGGGGGGUGUCAAAACAGACAUUUAGCAAUUGUAGACUCGGAGUAGUGCAGCAUUGUUGUUGCCCCUUAUCUGGUGCUUGUCUCCUUCAUGUUUUGAUAAUUGCUCUUUCUGUUGAAGCAGCCAGGUGGAAGUGCCCCCAAGCUGUGCACUUUGGUAAAUAUACUGCUUGCCAAAAAUCCAGCUUCUGGAGGGAACGUAAUCCAUAUUCUGGGAAUAACCACUCAGUUGUUUCUAAACAUACAUACUAGUGUACUCUGAUCCUACACGUCUGGGAUAUCAACUCCCAGGAUUCCUGAGCACUAGACACAGUGGUUGAGAUUUCCGGGAGCUAAGAGACCAAAACAUCCAGAUUAUUAUAGGUUGAGAACAGCAGUAUUAGUGCAGUGUCCCUACACCUUGCUAAUAAGGUGAAUAUAUUGAAUUGGUUGGUGUUGCACAUGCUUUCAGCUCAAGUCCCUGUAACAAGGGUUUGGUGUGGAGCAGCACUGUUUUUUAGUAGCUGACUGUUGUAAGACAUACUUCUGUAUGUUUGCAGCAAGGCUUCCAUAAAGUUCAGUAGGUCCUUACUGUACAGUGUCAAAGUAAUUCAUGAAGCUUCAUUUACUUUGUUAUGUUAAAAAAGCCUAAGUUAUAAGAAAUGUACCUGAUCAAAUGAAUGUAUACAUGCACUGUGCAGUUGUGCUCAGACUGACUUACAGUUGUGGGGUAAGUUCUGUUCACUCUGCAUAGUAAAACCAUUGUAGAAGGGGCAACAGCUAGAGACCACCAUGCAAAAUAGUUGUCUACAAUUUUAAGUUAAAUAAAAGAAUAGCUACAAUUCUAAAUCAGCUACUGAGUUACAUAACUACCUUAGUUACAUAGCUAAGUAGCAUCUCCCAACCCGACUCCCCACCCUUGUUCAUAACUUAUUAGGUAGUGGUUGGUGCAGACAAAGGAGGGCUGUUCUGUCAAAUGGGAUCCAGCUGCCAUUUCCACCACUCCCCCAUGAGCCAUUGCCAGUCAGAAGCAGGCUGGCAUUGGAGAUCACUUGUAUCAGUCUUCUGUAUCCCAGUUCAGAAGAGAAGAAAACUCUGUUGCUCACACUGGUUGCUGCCCAGCAAUUCCAGACUGGGGGACUUUCAUGGGCCUUAGGUAUUCCUUACACCAGUGGUUCUCAACAGUGGUUUCUUUACCACAGAACCCCUUUAAAUAUAUUUUAUUGCUGUUGACCCCCCCCCCCCCAUGUUUUAACUCAAGAUUUAAAGCCCUAAAGUUCAUCAAAUAUUUAUUUAAAGUGGCUCAUCAAGGAUUUUUAUAUUUGGAAAGUAGCGAGAAAUAAGUAAAAGCAUACACUGCUUUUAUAAUAUUUUUAUUGGAAUUAUUCUAUACAAAUUUAAUAAGAAUACCUGAACACUCAUCUAUGGCAACAUAUGUGUUUGAUAAAAUAAGCUCAGUGUGAUAAGACAAGUUAGAUUUUAGAACAAAUCAAAUGCAUUGUCCACCACCCUAGAUGCUCCUAGCCUUGGUUGCUAUAUUGAUCACAGAUCAAUAUACACACACUCAAACCUAUUAAGUAGAGAUAAUUGGCCCUGACUAGUCUAACAGUCACCAAACCAAGUCACACAGCAGAACCAAGAACAUGUUCAAGUGUUCACUGUUUGAAUGUUUACAUAGUUCACAUACUCUUUCAUUCCUUCACAGACUCUGGGAGGAUACUGCUAACCCCCUGCAGUUCCAUGGGCCAGAGGUUAAGAACCACUGCCCUACAUUAUUGAAUGUGCAGGGAUUGUGACUACAAACCAGUCAGAAAUAUGCAACUCUAGGUUAGGCAUUCAUAGCUGUAAUCAUGAAUUCCAGCCAAUGUCUUAGGACAGCCAGUUCUUAUUAUAAAUGCAGCAAUAACACUCUGGCAUAGCAAUACUGGCAAAUGGAAGGGAGAGAAAUGGCUUGAGUUAUGGCACAUACAGCUGUGGUGCCUUGCUCUUAAAUGCUCAUCUUCUUUUUCUUCUUUCUUGCACUUUGAUGCUUAGACCACUUGCAAUAAAGAUAAUUCUAACAGAAUAAUCAACUACCUAGGGUGUUCUGGUGUUCUUCCAUAUAUUUUUACUGAAGAUAAUGAGUUCCUUUUCAGACAAACUGAGUUUUUACACUUUUAUUUCUUGUCCUAUGAUAUUGCAGUCACUAAUCAUGUAUUUUCAAAAUAAGUUGAGGGUCUAUUACCUCUGAAAUAGGUUGUUUUUGUUUAUUAAUCUAAUUGUGUACCAUAAAAGUAUGUUGAGUUGCACAGUUGUUCAUAAUAGGAAUCCUGCAUGUAAGGAAAAGCUUUCAGAGGUGUAUGCAUUUGAAAUGAGUAAGCAACUAGCUAACAGUGAUUGAUGUUUAUUCUCAUUUGGACCCAAUCUGUCACCUUUCUGGGCAUUUUCCAAUAUAGCAAACUUUCACUAAACAUACAUAAGGGGCACAAUUUCCAUUGUCUCUGUUUGUCAUCAAACUGACGGGACAUUUCUUAGUAAAACUCUCCUACAUUAAGAGAAAUUAAUGUUCCCCAGAUGAAAAAUCAGUGUCUUUCCAAAAUAAGUUUUGAGUUGGAUUUAACCAGCAAUUGGAGAUCACAUAUUUUGUUACAAGUGGUGGUCUUUGAAUUAAGUUUUAACUUGUAGGUUUAUUCAUUCCCAUGUUUAAAUUCAUAAUUGCAUUACUUACUCUGGAUUUACUAUUAGUCUGUUUUCAUUUUUAUUUAAGUUAGUUUGGUUAGUGGCUUCAAGCUUUCUGUCUCUUGAUUAAGCAUGGCAGUUAAUACUGUUAGAAACCAUCAGUCUGAACAAAGACUAAUGCCAUGUCUUGUACUGAUAAGAAAAGUUUCUUUAGUGGGUAUAUUCAUAAUGUGUUUCAUCUUCUUUUUGGGUUUCAUCAGUUACAAAUGUCUAAAUUUCUAUUAAAAACAUUCUAUAGUGCUUGCUUACAGCUCUCAUGAGACUAGCUUUUAAUGCUUACAUAUCUGUCUGCUCUUCCCAUAAACCUGACAUAUGUUUCAGCUCAAAGAAAUAGGCUAGAUAAGCUCUCGUAACAAAGUGAAACUUAAAAGUGGGACAAAAAACAUAAUGUGAAAUGGUGCUACAACACAACUGUGGAAACCUGAUGAAAUAUCAGUAAGAUUAGUAAUACUUUGGAUGCAAAUGCCUUCCUCCAGUUGGGCCUGAAACUAAAUAAUGUUAAUUCCUGGUUCAUAGCCAGAGAAACCUGGAGUGUCUUCUCCAUCCUAGCAUCUAUAUGUUAGAUGAUUUCCAUGGGGUACUUUUUUAAGCAUUAUUAGACUUCUCCUUUAGUUUGAAAAAGUCUUUCAGAAUCCCCCUCCCUUCAUCUUUUCACCACCAUUGGUAGGGAACCAAUUCACUGCUAGAGGUAGAAUCAUAGAGUUGGAAGAGACCACUAGGGCCAUCCAGUCCAACCCCCUGCCAUGCAGGAAAUCCAAA